This is a messenger RNA of Physella acuta, 2519 nucleotides long. RefSeq lists its product as uncharacterized. NCBI's taxonomy places the organism in Eukaryota, Metazoa, Mollusca, Gastropoda, Physidae. Gene Ontology annotation, biological process: signal transduction. The record is from RefSeq and is a predicted model, not a curated record.
UAACGCCCGUGUUUUCUCCCCUGGCUGUUCACUCGUCGACACAUAAAAGUUAGCUAAUGUUUACAUUUUCAGCUCGCGGUUGUAAGGUGGCGUUGGUGUGAUAUGUGUGACUGAUGCAUGAUUUUGUGUUACACAAUUGAAUUCUUCAAACCACUAGGACAGACCUGAUGCAGUAGACGACAUGUACAAAAAAUACAAAAAAUCCUUGAGCGACAGCUCCUCAAAGAUCCGGGGAGUUUUGGCUUUCACACAGCGCUCAAACUCAAAGCAGACCAGGCCUACAGGUAAUGAGCACGAUAACACGCAAGAUGACGAAGAAGAAGACGAAGAGGUGACUGUCGAAUUUUUGAAGACGGAGCUACAAGUGCUGGGCCUGGACGAAGAGGAUUCGGAGGAGUGUGUCAAGCUGAUGGAACAGCAGCCAGAGCUCAACACAUUCUUCAGAAGCGCCAUCUACACCUGCAAGGGCAAAACAAGCGCAACUUUUUCUGAGUUGUCCACCCAUUUUCGGAAGUUAUGCCGCGUCAAAAAUAUUUCAGAUUCCCAAAAGGAACAAAUCGCCAAGUUUUUGGUGCUGGUGUCAUUCUGCAGUAAAAGUCUGAAGGCGUACAAGAACACGCUGAAAGUAUUGGGGAUGGAGCAUCUGGUGGAGAGAGUCAGCACGGAGGAAAAUGAUAAUGUUGCGGCACAGGAUGAAGAGUACGAAUAUUACGAUGAAGAUCUAGAUGAGUGGCUUGCUGAUGAUGGUGGGGCAAAUACUGAAGGUCAAGGACAAGAAGAAGAAAACACUGAAGGUCAAGGAGAAGAAGAGGAAAACGCCGAAGGAGAGAACGAAGUCCCGGAAGUGUCCGCGGAAGAAGAAGGCCAAAACUACGGGUAUGAGGAAAACGAUGACCUGGAGGAGCCUACUGAGGAGGGAGGAGAGAUUGAUGAGUACUAUGAGCAAGUUUACGGUGAUGGCACCGAGGAAACCAACGAUGGUGAGGAAGGUUCAUACGACGAAGGGCAGGAUGAAAACGAAGAGUACUAUGAAGCGGAAGAGGAAGAUCAAGUGGAUGCGGUUGUGUACGACGACGACGAUGAUCAAAGCGAGGAAACUUGCUUGGAUAUCGUUCGCAGCAUUAGGAAUGUGUGGAGAAUAUAUUCCGUGUUCGCUCCCUUUGCUGGGAAACUGGCAACCGAUGGGAUAUUGAGGGAACUUGUCCAGGACUUAAAAUCUAGAACGGAAACAGGAAGUGACCCCAAGUCCAGUGUUCUGAUUGAGACCAUCAUCAUAAUGUUCAACAUCGCAAAAGAGCCAACAACUAAAAAGUUGUUCAGUAAAUACAAAGUGGUUGAUCUUUUGGAGAAAGCCAUGGGUUUAGUGGGAGACGGCUACAAGUUCAUGGUGGCCUUGACAUUGGCAUUGACCAUCGACGACAACCAAGCGGCCUUGGUGUCCCUGGGUGACCAAAUCAUCGACGACAUUUUGGACAUCACCAGGAGGGCGUGGGACAAGAAGAAGAAAACUUACCUGGGCUGGAGUUUAGAAGAAAUGCUUCCAGCUUUGUGCGGGCUCAGCAAGAACGACAAGCGCAAAAAACUGUUGGCAGAGAAAGGAAUUUUACCUCUACUGCUGGAGAUUUUACGGGGAGGAACUGACCCGCAGAAAGAAGAGGCUAUUAAGAUUCUAUGGGAGCUUUCAUUCCACCCGGAGAACAAAACCAAAAUAAAAGAAAUGAAACAAAUGACACCCAUUUUGGACAAUCUGUCUAAGCACAAGAACAAGGAAAUAGAAAUAGCGGCUAAAGGUGUCUUGUGGGAGAUUAAAGAAACGUCCAUCAGGGCCAGCUCAGCUGUACCGGGCGCCAGGAGUCAGCCAGAAGGUCACAUCAUGAUCAGCUACUGCUGGGCACAGAAAGAGACAGUGUUCAAGAUUCGAGACGAACUUCAAAAAGCUGGUCAUAAACUUUGGAUAGACGUGGAGAAUAUGGAGGGCUCGACACUGCAGGCGAUGGCCGAGGCAAUAGAGGACGCUAAGCUGGUGCUCAUGUGUUACUCGGAGAACUACUUCAACAGCCGGAACUGUCGCGCAGAGGCUGAAUACAUGUACAAAGAAAACAAACCGAUCAUUCCUUUACUGAUGCAACAAGGAUACUCCGCGAAGAAAUGGUUGGGCAUUAUUCUCGGCUCUCGCUUGUAUAUAGACUUCUCAGGGAAACAUCCAUUUGAUGCCAAGAUGAAAGAACUCAAGUCUCAGAUAGCCAACCAACUAAAACACUAAUCUAAAGCUCAGAGGACCAAUGUAAACAUUCUUUUAACCAGCGUGUGUUUUGCUGUUUGUAGCCAGAGCUACAAAUCUUGACGCUUUUUUAAAUAUUGUGGUUUAUUUUGGCUGAUUUCUAACUACAUGUGCUCUAAUAAUGCGAGAUUUGUGUACACUUGUUUAAUCUUGUGUUCUCAUGCUUAUAUCUUGUGUACACGUGUUUUGAUCAAAAUUUGAUCUUUUAAACACUUGCUUUUAGAUCUAACCUUGUUUA